AUGUCAAUAUCAGCGACCAGCAAGAAACAUCUGUGCACAAUUGAGAAGCGAGGUCGUUGCAAGUCUAUAAAGGUUCAGUUGGACGGAAAGUCGGGCGAAAGUCGUCCACCGUGUAUAAAUAAUAGCGGAGCAGCAUUCGUUUGGAUUCAGUGCAUCUUGAUCUACCGACACAGUGAAGAACUAUAGCUUGAGAAAAGUGUCAUCGCGUUGAUAUGCUUCUCCAUGGUCCUCGCCUGUUCCGCCACUCGAAAAGAGGACUUGGAGCGAGCCGCGGAGCUAGCAGUGGAAAAGGUAGCAGAGAGGGUAGCAGAGAGAGCAGUGGAGAAGGCUUUGGAGAGUGGAAACACGACGACGGAAUCGAAAACAGUUCGAGAAUCCUACUCGAGCGUCAGAAAAGUACCUCAUCGCGAGGAUCCCACCUACGACGGUCGUUUGUCGUCGAUGGAAGACGAGAGUGACCAAGAAGGCGAUCCAGAAAACUGGCCCAGGUACUCGAAGAGAUUUGAAUCCAGGUCGUUCAAAGAUUGGCCGAGAAGAUUCCUCAACACCGGCUGGAGAAGGAUCCCAAGAAGCGAGCUACCCGCAGGAACGAAUCUCUGGCAGAGACGAAAGGUGGUGACCAUCGAGAAAAAGAUACCGGUGCCUGUGACAAUCGAGAACAGAGUACCUUACACUGUCUACAAACACGUCCCGUACGAAGUGAAGGUACCGGUACCUCAACCGUACACGGUCGAGAAGAGGGUACCUUAUCCGGUCCGAGUGUUCGUGAACGUACCGGUCGAGGUACCUGAACCGUACACAGUCGAGAAGAAAGUACCUUACGAGGUGAAGGUGGAUCGGCCGGUACCUUACAAAGUCGAGGUACCGGUACCACAGCCGUACACAGUCGAGAAAAAGAUACCUGUCGAGGUAAAAGUGCUGGUACCUCAACCGUACACCAUCGAUAAAGCAGUUCCCUAUGAGGUGAAGGUACCUAUUAAGGUACCAACGCCGUACGGGGUGGAGAAACGGGUACCUGUACCGGUCAAAGUUUUCGUCAACAAACCGUACCCGGUUGCAGUACCUAAACCGUACCCAGUGGAGGUCGGCAAACCUUAUCCGGUACCUGUUGCGAGGCAGUAUCCUGUCGAGGUUAAGGUACCUGUUGACGCACCGUAUCCGGUACCGAUAGAGAGGCCUGUACCUGUGGCUGUAAAGAUACCUGGACCUGAACCGUAUUCUGUGGAGAAGACGAUCGAAGCGGAGGUGAAAAAACCUUACGCUUUGUCUGUCAAAGCGGAUGUUGACAAACCGUUUCCCCAUUGGAUUCAGGUACCUGUCGCGGAGAAUCUCGAUUGGAACGGAGGUGAAUCUUACGGGAUGGUGGACAGGGGGGAUUCGAGCGAGAAUAAGACGACUGUAGAAGUUGACGAUAAGAGUAAAAAUGGAUGA
Habropoda laboriosa is the source of this 1431-nucleotide messenger RNA. Its product is annotated as titin-like. The transcript has 3 exons. NCBI's taxonomy places the organism in Eukaryota, Metazoa, Arthropoda, Insecta, Hymenoptera, Apidae. The record is from RefSeq and is a predicted model, not a curated record.